This is a messenger RNA of Magallana angulata, 4315 nucleotides long. RefSeq lists its product as uncharacterized. The transcript has 9 exons. Bases 470 to 4132 code for a protein of 1220 amino acids. NCBI's taxonomy places the organism in Eukaryota, Metazoa, Mollusca, Bivalvia, Ostreida, Ostreidae. Gene Ontology annotation, molecular function: protein binding; zinc ion binding. The record is from RefSeq and is a predicted model, not a curated record.
UCAUAUUCAGCGCACCUCAGCUACAUGUACAAUACAGUGUAUAAGGUAAACUCUUGUCCAGUGUCCGUCCGUUUUUCCUUUCUGACUUUUAUCUCAAUUGUCACGACUGACGUACAUAUAUAGCACAAAACUAUCCCAUGGUAUUAUGAAAAUAAAAGGAAAAAAAACUCUCUCAGAAGAAAUAUAAUAAAAGUGUAAAAUUGGGCUCCAGAUGUAACACAAUAUGCUAUUAAUCAACUGUUUUUCUUCAUACAGACAUAAAAAAAGAACAUUUGUUUAGACACACGGGAAAUAACUCUAUUUCAGUUUGCUGUCAAGUGACCGCAUUGCAAGCAAGAUCAGCCAUGUUAGAAUCGGAGGGUUAAAACAAAUUAUAUAGAUACACGAGCUGUUUAACGUACUCGCCUCCAAAUUGAUGUCAACCGGUAGAGGUGAAACAGUGAAAUAAAACUUCCAUGUUCAGAAAACUAUGGAUCCCCAAAACAGUGCCCAGGAUGUGCAUCGAUGUGACCUUUGUGAGACCGCCAUAGUACACAGCUACUGUGACUUUUGUCAUGUCAACCUCUGCAUGCUCUGUGUAAUAGAUCACAUCUCCGAUGGAUAUGAUGGAUAUGACAAACAUGAAAUAGUUCCUUUUCAGGAACGACUACCAACCCUCAUUUAUCCGAAAUGUAGAACGCAUUCACAAAAAAAUUGCGAAUUUCAGUGCAAAGAUUGCGAUGAAAUAUUGAUUUGUUCUUCUUGUACGGCAUCUGCACAACAUAGAGGGCAUACAUUCCUAGAAGUGUCAGAAGUUUACAAUACAAAGAAAGAAAUUUUGGGAAAAGAUACAAAAGAAUUCCAAAACAUCAUUUCUCCUACAUAUGAAGAAAUUGCACUUGAUUUGGAAAAUCAGCUUGCCAACCUGGAUGGAGGAUAUGAGAAACUUACAACAACAAUGUCCAAACAAGGAGAGCAAUGGCACAGAGAAAUCGACAUCACCAUCAAUAAAAUGAAAACUGAAAUCAGCGAGAUAAAAAUAAAACACAGAGACAUUCUACAGAAACACUUGGAUGGAAUUAAACAGAUACAGUCUCUCAUAAAAGAAGCAUUACAUACCUUAAAGGAAAUGGAAUAUUCCACGGAAGUAUUUCCAAUCAUUGAAUACAGUUCUAAGGUCAGAGAGUUUAGCAAGCUUCCACCCAAGGUCCAGGUAUCGCUGCCAACAUUUAUUUCAAAACCAAUAGAUCGCGAGAAGCUGUGUAGUUUGGUUGGACAGAUCACCCCAUUAUCUACUGCUACAGAAGAAAAUACCUGGUCACCUAACCAACCAAACACUUCAGUUAGAGAACUACUGGAUGAACCAGAGCUUGUUGCCACAAUACAGACUGGGUAUGAAAAACAACGCAAUGUUACCUGUCUUAAAGAUGGUAGUAUAUGGACGAGUGGAAUGACCAAUGGUAUCAAAUGCUUCAAUACUAAAGGUUCACUUCUCCAGACAGUCAAAAUAAAUGCAGAAAAAGGGCCAAAUGAUAUAGCUGUAGACACUAAUGGUGAUCUAUUAUUAUUGCUAUUAUCCAAUUGGACAGCAGGGAAAGUAAAUAAAAUAAAGAAUGGACAUACAGAAGAGGUUUUCAAAUUAGAAGGAUGGGGACCGUGUAAGCUGUGUGUCACAUCCACUGGUGACCUCCUGGUUACUAUGUUCAGUUAUGAUGAAACUCAGUCAAAAGUUGUCCGUUACUCGGGAUCUACAGAGAAACAAACCAUUCAAUUUGAUGAUGAAGGAAAACCUCUGUACUCAGGGAAUCAAUAUAGUAAAUACAUCACUGAGAACAGAAACCAUGACAUCUGUGUAGCUGACUGGGCGGCUGGUGCAGUAGUGGUGGUUAAUCAGGACGGGGAACUCAGAUGGAGAUACACCGGUCGUCUCACAGAUACCAAGAACAAACAAUUUAGACCCUGGGGUAUCACAACAGACAGUCAGAGUCGUAUCCUAACAGCAGACUGGAGCAACCUUUGUAUCCACAUUCUGGAUCAGAAUGGACAGUUUCUCCGUUACAUUGAUAACUGUGGUCUGGAGGAUCCUUAUGGUUUAUGCAACAACGGACUGUACUACAUCAUGCAGGUGAUAUCCAAACUCCUGGACCCUAAAACCUCGGAGCACACUGCCUCCUUUGUAGGGCGACUGGUCUCCAUAGUGAUCACCAAGGUCGGGAACCAGCUCGGCGAGAACCUGGACCUGAUGUUGAGACUGGUCCUCAGCAAGAUGCAGCAAGCAGAGACCCUCAGUGUGAUGGAGAGUUUGGUGAUGGUGUUUGCCCAGCUGAUGAUCAGUAACAUGCCCGCUGUGCUUGACUUCCUGACCAACGUCCCAGGCCCCACCGGGAAACCCGCCCUUGAGUUUGUUCUCACAGAGUGGUGCUCCCGACAGCAUCUCUUCUACGGCAAUUACGAAAGAAAAGUCUGCACCGUUGCCCUGUGUAAGCUGUUGCUACAUGCGAUACAGGCCAACGACACCAGACUGCAGGAGAUCAUGAUCCAAGGGGAGGAAGUGGAGCAGCCAACUUCAGGGAUUAGAACCAGGUCCAAAACCGCCAACCAACCAGUUCAAUGGACCACCAUUCCAGUUCUGGUCAAGAUCUAUAAACUGCUCAUCAACGAACUGUCCAACCAGAUAGAGACAAACAUGUGUAAGGCCGGCAAGGAAGAUGAGGAUGAAGAGGAAGACGACUGGGAAGAUGAAGAUGCUGAUGGUGAGGAAGACAUCCAGCUGAGGGGGCAGACUCUGUCUGACCCGAUUGACAGUAUGGCGGCCGAGUUCAAUGGGUAUGAUGUUGAUGAGGAGGAGGAAGAGGACCCCGAUUUCUCCAAAGACCCGACCUACCAGAUAGAUUUACAGCUUGCCAACCUGGAUGGAGGAUAUGAGAAACUUACAAAAACAAUGUCCAAACAAGGAGAGCAAUGGCACAGAGAAAUCGACUUCAUCAUCAAUAAAAUGAAAAUUGAAAUCAGCGAGAUAAAAAUAAAACACAGAGACAUUCUACAGAAACACUUGGAUGAAAUUAAACAGAUACAGUCUCUCAUAAAAGAAGCAUUACAUACCUUAAAGGAAAUGGAAUAUUCCACGGAAGUAUUUCCAAUCAUUGAAUACAGUUCUAAGGUCAGAGAGUUUAGCAAGCUUCCACCCAAGGUCCAGGUAUCGCUGCCAACAUUUAUUUCAAAACCAAUAGAUCGCGAGAAGCUGUGUAGUUUGGUUGGACAGAUCACCCCAUUAUCUACUGCUACAGAAGAAAAUGUCUUGUCACUAAACAAACCCACCACUUCAGUCAGAGAACUACUGGAUGAACCGGAGCUUGUUACCACAAUACAGACUGGAUAUUUAAAACAACGCAAUGUUACAUGUACUUGUCUUCAUGAUGGUAGUAUAUGGACAAGUGGAGAGACCAAUGAUAUCAAAUGCUUCAACAGUAAAGGUUCACUCCUCCAAACAAUCAAAACAAACUCAGAAAAAGGGCCAAAUGAUAUAGUUGUAGACAAUAGUGGUGAUCUACUAUUAUCCAAUCGGAAAGCAGGGAAAUUAAAUAAAAUAAAGAAUGGACAGACAGAAGAGUUUUUUAAAUUACAAGGAUGGGGACCAUGUAAUCUGUGUGUCACUUCUACAGGUGAUCUCCUGCUUACCAUGUGCAGUGAUGAUUGGACUCAAUCCAAAGUUGUCUGUUACUCGGGAUCUACAUGCAAACAAACAAUUCAGUUUGAUGAUGAAGGUAAACCUCUGUACUCCGGGAAUGCCAAGAUUAAAUACAUCACAGAAAACAGAAACCACGACAUCUGUGUAGCUGACUGCGGGGCUGGUGCAGUAGUGGUGGUUAAUCAGGCCGGGAAACUGAGAUGGAGAUACACUGGUCAUCCCUCAAUAACCAAGAACAAAACAUUUAAACCCCGUGGUAUCACAACAGACAGUCAGAGUCAUAUCCUAAUAGCAGACGGUGACAACCAUUGUAUCCACAUUCUAGAUCAGAAUGGACAGUUUCUCCGUUACAUUGAUAACUGUGAUCUGAAUAUUCCUUACGGUUUAUGUGUGGACAAUAAUGACAAUCUGUUUGUGUGCGAGUUAUAUAAAAGCAAUGUAAAGAAAAUUAAAUAUUUAACAUAGACGGCCGGUUUUUGAUAAUUAUAAAAAGCAACUUUUUUAAAUGUACAUUGAAUACUUUAUUUUAACAUUUUAUUUCAAUUCACCGAGAUAUCAAAGUUAAUUGUUUUUGUCCCCGGGAACAAAUAAUUAACUGCUCUAACCGACAACCAAGGCUCAUGUGUAUGACAUUAUGAUUUGAAAAUG